AAUGUGUUUCAGAUAUAAUACUAUUACAGAUGUACUUUUUCAGCAAGUAAUAAACAUUUUAAAAUAUGUGCUUGCUGUAAAUUUCCUUUUUGUGUGUCAAAUUAGGAAAUUUACGGAAAGCGCAUUUUUUUUAAAAAAAAAAGUUUGUUACUGAGUUGCGAAUUAGGAAACUUUUAUUAGUCCGUUAAUGGUAUGUACCGUUUAACUAUAACUAACGCGCACCGAAUUGUUAAAAAAAAAAAAAGUAAGAACAUAACAUAAAGUUUCCUAAUCCAAACUGAAAUAGAAAGAAGAAGACCAUCCUAAUUAAGUCAUUCCUUUAUAAAUAGUAGUAACAUCAUGCAAAGUUUAGACAUGAAUUGAACAAUGACUACAAUAAGACUAUUUGGCAAUGACAUCAAAGUCUCAGAGAAGAAGGAGGAAAAGAGCAUAAUGUUAUUCGGAACACGUAUUUUCCAGUCUCCAGCGAACAACAGUAGCGAUAGAUUUAUAAAUAGGUCAGAUUUGCCUCCACGAAGUAUGUGUUUAGCUAUUGAGUCAUUCCAUGGGAGUAGACCGGUUUACGUGGGCUGGAAAUACUUGGAGAACUCGGAUAUCAACGCGAACUUGAGCAGGUUCUUAAUUCCAGUUGAGUGCUACUCGAAAUUACUCUACUACAUGAGUAAGUUGGAGAGAGAAAAGGUACUAAACAAAGAUGAUAGAGGUAUUAACGUGAGUGUAAUUGAUCCAAAGGGCAAUUUACAUGACAUGAAGUUUACUGGAUGGAAGAGUUUGGGGAGACUUGUGUUUAACAGAGGAUGGAACAAUCUUGUUAGAGAGAACCAAUUUAAAAAAGGGGAUUUACUUGAGUUCUGGCAUUUCAGAAUGCCUAAUAAUAAACCUUGUUUUGCUAUAAAUAUCAUUAGGUACUAGUAACCAUUUUCGUCUUUUACCUUUUUACUGAUCUUCUUUUUUUAAUGUAAUUCUAAAUGA
Molecule: messenger RNA, 972 nt
Organism: Solanum lycopersicum (tomato)
Lineage: Eukaryota; Viridiplantae; Streptophyta; Magnoliopsida; Solanales; Solanaceae
Product: putative B3 domain-containing protein At4g03160
Molecular function (GO): DNA binding
Source: RefSeq, a predicted model, not a curated record